This is a messenger RNA of Poeciliopsis prolifica (blackstripe livebearer), 5453 nucleotides long. RefSeq names its product GATA zinc finger domain containing 2Ab (gene gatad2ab). The record is from RefSeq and is a predicted model, not a curated record. Gene Ontology annotation, cellular component: NuRD complex. Gene Ontology annotation, molecular function: zinc ion binding; sequence-specific DNA binding. Gene Ontology annotation, biological process: negative regulation of transcription by RNA polymerase II. NCBI's taxonomy places the organism in Eukaryota, Metazoa, Chordata, Actinopteri, Cyprinodontiformes, Poeciliidae.
ACCGGAGUGGCAGCGGACAGAAGAGAGGGGAUCCCCGGGAUUUUUUUACGCCAAAGCCAGCUAAAUACUGACGCCAAAACAAGUGAAAACCGCGGGGGAACUCGACCCGGCUCCUCCUAUAUACUCCGGUGAGAGCAGCCAUGUCAGAAGAGGCGGUGCGUCAAACGCGCAGCCAGAAGCGAGCUUUGGAGAGGGACCAUGCAGCUCUUGGCGGUUCCCCAGGGGACAUGGACGGCAAGCGGGUAAAGCUGGAGAGAGGUGAUGCAGCUGGGGCCCCGCUGGCCCUGAUGGGACCUGCAGCUGAGGGCAUGAAGCUGAAGAGUGAGCAGGCUGCUAAGGUAGCAGCCAGCAUCCUGAAGACUGGGGAGGUGAAGGCUACCAUCAAGUUGGAGGUUCAGACCGGAGACGAACCCGUGGACAUGAGCACAUCCAAAAGUGACAUUAAGAAAGAACAACAGCCGCCUUCCCCAGAUGAUGUGAUUGUGUUAUCAGACAACGAGCCGUCCAGUCCCGUGAUGAACGGCCACUGCUUCACGAAGACGGACACGGAUAAACUCAUGAAGAGCUCACCUGAGGAGGAACGUAUUAUAAAACAGCUUAAGGAGGAACUGAGGCUCCAGGAAGCCAAACUGGUUCUCCUCAAGAAACUACGACAAAGCCAGAUCCAGAAGGAAAGCACUGUACAAAAGGCGAGUGGCUCAGUGGCCACUCCUCCUCCUCUAGUGCGAGGCAGCAUGACAUCCAGUAAAGUACCCCUUCAGGUGACGGGUCGUAGCUCAGGCACAGUGAUCCCCCCACCCUUAGUGCGGGGUGGACAGCACGUCCCAUCCAAACACAACUCUCAGAUUGUGAUGCCACCCUUGGUCAGAGGAGCCCAGCCUAUUGCGGUGACCCCUCAGCAGAUCGCUAGCCUGCGGCAGCACCAGCAGCACGGCGGUUCAGGUCCACCCCCACUGUUACUGGCCCCCAGGGCUUCUGUCCCCAACGUCCAGAUCCAGGGCCAGCGGAUCAUUCAGCAGGGGCUCAUUCGAGUGACUAACGUGGCCAACAACGUCAUGGGCUCCUCUGGUCUUAAAGGCUCGUCUCCCAGCUCCAGUGUCAAUGAUUCUCCGGCUAGCAGGCAGGCGGCUGCUAAGCUAGCUCUAAGGAAGCAGUUGGAGAAGACUCUGCUGGAGAUUCCUCCACCCAAACCUCCUGCUCCCGAGUUCAACUUCCUGCCAUCCGCUGCUAAUAAUGAGUUCAUCUACUUGUUGGGGUUAGAGGAGGUGGUUCAAAAGCUACUCGAGAUGCACGGCCGGGGUAAUCUGGGUCCUGCUGCUUCCAUGGCCAGCUCCAAUUCCAAAGACCCGUACACCUGUGCCCAGUGCAAGACGGACUUCACCUCCCGCUGGAGGAAGGAGAAGGCCGGCACCAUCCUCUGCGACCAAUGCAUGUCGUCCAAUCAGAAGAAGGCCCUAAAGGCCGAGCACACAAACCGUCUGAAGGCAGCCUUUGUGAAGGCGCUCCAGCAGGAGCAGGAGAUUGAACAGCGUAUCCUCCAGCAGACGGCCUCCUCAUCGUCCUCCAAAACCACCUCGUCCUCCUCUCCCUCGCUGUCCAAGAGCGAGGUGCUGAUAUCCCCGCAGUACAAGCAGAUCAGGUCUGACUUGCAGCACCGAUCAGUGUCUGCACACCACUCCAUUAAGCAGAGUCAUUUGGCUCACAGCAUCCAGUCUCGUGGCGUGGCGCACUCCUUUACCUCCUCCCAGCUGCAGAACGCGGUGACGGCGGCCGCGCUGGGCAGCAGAGCAGGGAAACAUGCCGCCGCUCUCUCACUGCAGCAGGGAGCAAAGGUCAGCGCCAGCAGCAGUGGUAACCAGGGCAACAUGGGAGCCUGGAGGAAGCAGGGCAGUGGGAACGCAGGAGUGACGAUGGCCUACGUCAAUCCCAGCUUGUCUGCUCAUAAGACCUCCUCUGCAGUGGAACGUCAGCGGGAAUAUCUGCUGGACAUGAUUCCUUCCCGCUCCAUCUCCCAAGCAGCAAACACAUGGAAAUAAUGCAACCUCUCCCCUCCUCCUGAUGCCACAGCUUUUAGCCCUCCUAAUAUCGAUAACAGCCAUGCUCAUUAUCAUUCUAUUGUUUUCUAUAGACUCUGGCUCGGACGGCCAGGAUAAGAACUCUUUUUCUCGUUGAUCAGAGGUGUAUUUAAACCUCUUCUCGACGCCUUCUUAUGCUACCUUGUUCCUUUUCUGAAUCAUUUCCUGAAUGAAGCUGUGCUGCAGCAGCUUCUGGGAUGCAAGGAACUUGUCAUAAACAUUUUAGGGGUACCUUUUGCAAGACUUCGGGAGUCGGUGGGGGGGGGGCACUUCGGCUCUUCCAACUGUUUACUGCUCGAACCGGGAAGAAAGUGGCAGAAGAAAAAAACAAAAUAAAAACAACGCUGAGCGUUCCUCCUUAUGGACCACGCAAGGAUUAGCAAUGAUCACCAUCGUAUACAUGAUUUGUCCUGCAUCCUGCCUCUCUGCUCCCCCCCCCCACCCCUCCAGGCCUCCAGCCUGAGCCACUCAGGCCCGCGUGCUGGCCUAACCGAACUCUCCUAUGGACCUCAUCACAGGGAUCGUUGAGCUUCGAGGACCAUCCGUAAAAUAUUAACUGCUUUAGCUUUGCAACAAUGAAUAAGACAAACAUAAAAAAAAAACAACAAAAAAAAACAGACUCACAAGGAAAAAAAAAAGAAAAAAGGAUCUAUCUGCGCACAGACUGCCUCUUCUCAUCAACCUUCAGUGUGUAAAUUAGAGAAGUUGCUGUGUCUGUUGGACUAUUUUGUAUGGCUGAAUGUUAGGAUUUUGUCUUCUCUUCUGUAAGUCCUAUGCUGUGUUUGGAAUAUUGUGCUCCCUGACACUUUGGAAGUGGCCUCUUGUUGAGGUCUGAAUAUAAAAAAAGGCUAAUGUUACUGUUGAGGUGGUUUUACAUCUGCUGGUUUCCAUUAUUGUGGCCUAGUUUUAAAUACUUUUUUUGUUUUUUGCUAAGAUGAUGAGGAAGAAUAAAGAUUAAGGGUUUCAUUGACUCAUGUUGGAAAAAAAAAAAGAAAAGGAAAAAAAAAGCUUAAAAAAACAAAACAUGGAGCAUAUUUGGAGGACUGUUCUUACUGAAUAUUGUAAAAUAAACCUUCCAAAGAACUAGUGGAGCCCAAAUGGAAUCCCUUCUGCUAGAAUGUUUCUAGUUUAUUUGAGCCCUCUCUGGAUAUGAACAUGAUUUCAUGCUAAACUGAGUGGGUGUAAGCAAUGUCAAGGUUUUGACAUUUUAAUUUUGCUUUUUAGUCAUAGGUUGUGGUGCAUUACUUUUUUUUCUUUCUUUUUGUUCCUUCUACAGAAAAAACUGUCUGAAUUUAUUUAUAGGGUUAGUAAAGACUUGCAUAUGCCCUACGUUUUGAAUGGAUAUUGGUUUAAAAUGUGUUUUCUUUUUUUGUUUUGUUUUGUUUUUUUCCCUCUGUGUCAAGCAGCUCUCACACAACCUUUGACCGGUUUGAGCGAAGCUGGACAGCUUUCAGAAUGUAGUCAUGCAAAAACAAAAAACUAAGCCCUUCUGCGACAGAUGACGAACUUCUUAGUCUUUAAGGUGUGUGUGAUUUCUGUAAAGUCGAUCCUUGCAUUUUACCUGCCCUACAGUGUGUUUUGAUAAGAUUGCAGCAGCACAGGCAGGCAGACGUAAAGUGUCAUGGUCAAAAAAUAAAAAAAUAACAGGAUGUUACGGUCAGCCAGCAGGGCUUAUGUACAACUUAUCAGAUGGUGUUCUGUUUGUCUUAUUGGAAAAUUUACAGUAAUUGAAAAAGGAGAGAGACGGAGACGCACGAUUGGGCUGUAACGGGUUGACACACGUUUUCUAUGUUUUUUUUUUUUCCAGUCUCACCUGCUGAUUCCGAUUUUGUUUGUUUUUCUAAUUCAAAAGGACUAUAAUACAUGAGAGAACUGUGUGUUGCGGGUCUGUGAUGGAGGCAGGAGUCUAAAUAAAUUCUCAGACGUUCUAAGAGAAUCUAUCCCCCCAUCUAUGCAUCGAGACAUGUCGUCGACCUAUGACUUUCAGAAAAGUUCUGUUGAAACGCACAGAUUUUCCAGAGAGGAGACCGAGACAGCAAAAGUGCGGAGAACAAAAACUUUUAAUAUCACUUGCAAGUGGAGAACGACAGAUAAAAUCACAGCAGGAGGCUGAAACAAUCACGGAAUCAUAUACAGUUCCUUGGUGCACAGGAAGUGGGAGUCGCUUCAAAUGCCCCUCACCAAAUUAGGACACAUAACAUGAAAAGGGGUACUCUGAACCAAAUAGACAGCCCUGAGGGGGAGGUAUCCUUUGUCUAGCUUCCUCCAAAGCUACACAGAUAACUUGAGCAUCUCAUCCCGUUCCCAUAGUGGAGGCGCGCUAAAUAUUUGUUAUCUCUUCGCUUGCAGGCAGCUGGCUUUGGUCCUCCCUGUUACCUACACAAAGAAGAACUGUUCUUAUGACACUAUGAGUUACAAGGUGCAGCUGGCUAGGAGAGAGGAGUGGAAAAACAACUUAUACAACUCAGACUAUUUUAUACAUGUCUAGGUGUAAUCUUAAAUAUUGUAGAUAAUUCAUUUUGUUCCACACUCCACAUGCUGUCGAUUUAAGGAAAAUGGGGGCAACCACAAUUUUCAUGCCUUUUGUGGCUGAGGGGAAGGGAAAAAAAGAAGAAAAAAAGAAUAUUUCUCAGUAAUUAAAAAAAAAAAAAAGCAACAACAAAAGCUCUGUUCUGAUCUGUGUUCAGUAGUUUGCUGCAUCUCCCAAAAGUCAAUGAGAUUCAAAUGAGCCAAAUUGAAUUAAAAGUUACUGCCUGGCCCGAUCGUUGCGUUCAGUCUCACAUUUUCUAACUCUUUGUUGCACUCAAAGAUGUAUUUAUAAGAUCCACGUCUUGAAGUCUAAUGUCCUCACGUCAGAUAAGGUUUUUUUAUUUUAAUUAUGUGAUGUAACGGUUGGACAAUUGCUUUAUAUAUCCGCGCCUCGAGUUGAAAUGCAUCCCUUGAUUUUUUUGUGUUUACGCCUUCAUUAAAAAAAAGGAAAGAAAAAUGUAUGUUAACAUGUGCAGAUGCCCGGUGGUAAUGCAAACAUACAGAAAUUAAGGUGGAUUGCUUGUGAAGUUCAUGUUUUCUACAUUGGCACAGAAGGGGAAAUAUUCCAGGUUGUGUGUACAUUCCUGAUGAGCAAAACAAAACAAAAAAUAGCAACCCGUGUAUCGUGGGAGCAAAAAACCAGCAACCUGGAAUGAGCCCAUGCCUCUUCUGGUGCAACGCUGUGCUGUCCUGACGACUGCCUGCUGCUGCUGCUGUUUGGCAACAUUAUCACCAUUCCGAUGUUUGUUUGUGUGUUUGGGGUCAGCUGCUGACUGCAGUGAAGCGCAAAUGGACAACAAUGUAUAAGAUUUUUUUUUUUUUUUUUUUUUUUUUUUGGCUGUUUUUGAU